Molecule: messenger RNA, 4048 nt
Organism: Manis pentadactyla (Chinese pangolin)
Lineage: Eukaryota; Metazoa; Chordata; Mammalia; Pholidota; Manidae
Gene: KCNJ16
Product: potassium inwardly rectifying channel subfamily J member 16
Exons: 3
Coding region: 396-1604 (402 amino acids)
Biological process (GO): regulation of monoatomic ion transmembrane transport; potassium ion import across plasma membrane
Cellular component (GO): plasma membrane
Molecular function (GO): inward rectifier potassium channel activity
Source: RefSeq, a predicted model, not a curated record
GACCUAGUGAGAGUGUAGUCGGGGUGUGCUGAAUGACCUUCACACUGAACCUCCUCUGGAGGCAGAGAAGCGGUGAGGUAACCUCAGUCUCGGCUGACUGGCUAUCGCCUGCUUUAUAAGAUGCCAAGGGCUACCUAUGUAGAUUCCCAGGUGGACCUGUAGGAACAAACGUGUCAAUGGUUAACUCAGGUACUUGGUGUCUGGAGCUUUUCUCUCCUUUAUUAUUAACUAAAGAACAUUUUUACCAUGGCCUGGCUGUGAGCACCCAGCUCUUAGGUCUUCUAUGGGGAGAGUGAAUAAAGGUUUUAACUGAACACCCAAACCAAUCAGUAGCAAACAUCUAAAACUAUUGCUACUACAAAGCUCAACUGGAUGCCCGAAGGGCAUAGGGAAGAAUGAGCUAUUACGGCAGCAGCUAUCCCAUUGUAAACGUGGACCCCAAAUACCCAGGCUGUCCCCCAGAGCACAUUAUAGCUGAGAAGAGAAGAGCAGGAAGACGUCUGCUUCUCAAAGACGGCAGCUGUAACGUGUACUUCAAGCACAUUUUUGGAGAAUGGGGGAGCUACGUGGUCGAUAUUUUCACCACCCUUGUGGACACCAAGUGGCGCCAUAUGUUUGUGAUCUUUUCUCUGUCUUAUAUUCUCUCCUGGUUGACAUUUGGCACUAUCUUUUGGCUAAUAGCCUUUCAUCAUGGAGAUCUGUUAAGUGAUCCAGACAUCACGCCUUGUGUUGACAACGUCCAUUCUUUUACAGGAGCGUUUUUAUUCUCUCUUGAGACCCAAACCACCAUCGGUUAUGGUUACCGCUGUGUCACCGAAGAAUGCUCUGUGGCAGUGCUCACGGUGAUCCUUCAGUCCAUCUUAAGCUGCAUCAUAAAUACCUUCAUUAUCGGAGCUGCCUUGGCCAAAAUGGCAACCGCUCGAAAGAGAGCCCAAACCAUUCGGUUUAGCUAUUUUGCACUCAUAGGCAUGAGGGAUGGGAAGCUUUGCCUCAUGUGGCGCAUUGGUGAUUUCCGACCAAACCACGUGGUAGAAGGCACAGUGAGGGCCCAGCUUCUCCGCUACACGGAAGAUAGCGAGGGGCGGAUGACAAUGGCAUUUAAAGACCUAAAAUUAGUCAAUGACCAGAUCAUCCUUGUCACCCCAGUAACUAUUGUUCAUGAAAUCGACCAGGAGAGUCCUCUGUAUGCCCUUGACCGAAAAGCAGUAGCCAAAGAUAACUUUGAGAUUUUGGUGACAUUUAUCUAUACUGGCGAUUCCACGGGAACAUCCCACCAAUCCAGAAGUUCCUAUGUUCCCCGAGAAAUUCUCUGGGGCCAUAGGUUUAACGAUGUCUUGGAAGUUAAGAGAAAGUAUUACAAAGUGAACUGCUUACAGUUUGAGGGAAGUGUUGAAGUAUAUGCUCCCUUUUGCAGUGCCCAACAAUUAGACUGGAAAGAUCAGCAGCUCCACAACAUGGAAAAAGCCCCGCCAAUCCGGGGAUCUGGCACCACAGACCCCAAGGUCAGAAGAAGGUCAUUUAGUGCAGUUGCCAUUGUCAGCAGCUGCGAAAACCUGGAGGAGACCACCACCUCUGCCAUGGAUGAGUGUACACCUGGCCUGUAGACCUCAAGAAACCAAUCCUACUACUUACACCCUUGGGACUCCAUCCAUCCCAGAGCCCAGCCUCAGUUCUAAAUCUGGUGUGGCCUCUCUCUCUUCCUUUCGCAUUUAAAGGACCCGUACUCCAGAGACGGCAGCUCUGGGCUUCACGCACGGAAUGCAAGUCCAAUAGCAGAAACACAAGGGACAGCGUACGCAGCAGGGGAGGCGUUUGGCAAAUUCUCUGCCGCAGUUCUCCUGGCUAGGAGGUCUUUGAAAAUGAAAGCUAGUAGCUAGGACUCAGUUCAGAUGAAUGUGUGGGCAGAGAGAAGGAAGGGCUCCUGCGGGUCAUUUUCCCAAAGAGACCAAAUCUUAGUGUUGCUGGGGAACCAGCCCCGGGUCUGCAUUGUUUUGGAGCUUUUCCUCAGGGAGGAAAACUUGACAUCCAAGUGAAUCCCCUAGUUCCUCCUUCACGGCUCAGAGUUUAUGAAAGCAACUUAACCCAGCCUCUUAAGAGUGUGUGCCUGGGUCAUGAGAUCCGGCUGGGGUCAAGUGGCAUCUUGCCUCCUCCUGUGCCCCAGAGCUCCCUUCCUUAGGGAAUGUCCCGUGCCUGGGGUUGCAGAUCUUUUGUGCAGUUUGGAGACUUAAAUCGACAUGGCUAAAUGUUUUGAAGUUCAAUAGACUCUUAGUUGCUGAAUACCUAGUGGGGAAAAUUUGUAAAUGAAUUGAAUUAAAUAAACCGUCACCUUUUGCUCUUUGGGCUGAUUGAUGUAUGCUAUUGUAUAAAUACUGCAGAGUAAAAGAAUCCUGGGUCUCGAAUCAGUCUGUCAUCUCAAUAAAAAGCAGCUGGCCUGAGAUGGAGAGUCUUCUCAAUAAACAAGGCAACCUGAGCUGGGCAAUCACUGAACUCGGGGCCUUCGAUGCAAACUUUGGAGCCUCCACGGGCUGCAGAGAAACAGGUUCAUCACAGAGAGUUUUCAGCAGGCCCAGCAGAUGAAAACCCAAACAGAUCAAGUCUCGCUAAAUUACAUAGCCAAAGAAUGCUCUUUCUCUAUGCUAUCAUUUACCACAGGGGCCUAUAAAACAUCCUUAAUCACUGUCUAAGGAACUUGAACUUGAGACAGAAAGAGCCCCAAGAGGUUUAGACCCUGUGAAAACUUCUUUACAGAAACUUGUCAGAAACCCUCAGAUUUCCACAUAAAAUACUUGAGUCACAUGCGCUACAUGGCGUGGGUAAAGGCUCUUUAUUUGAAUUAGAAGCACAUGCUGGAGAUCAAUUAUUUAUUAGGCUGCCUGUUGUUUCUUUCUGAUACCGGUUUGCCUGGGGAAGGGAGGCGAGCCACAGGGGCCGAGCUAUGGACAGAGCUAACCUCUGCCAGCUGCCAGUUCCAAAACCAAAGAUUUUGAGGACGUCAGAGGGAUAUCAGCUCAUUGAAUCAGAUUCCAUUUUACCUAUGAGGAAACCCCCAACUUAGAGAAGUGAUCUGCCCCAGAGGGAUGGCAGAGGAAGAAAACACAGCUACCAGUGACCAGGCUUCUUAGGAAUCCCCACAGGCAAUACAUUAGCAGUCCCAACACUGCUGCAGGUGGAGAUAAUUUUAUUCUGUAACCAUUAAAUGGGAGAAAUGACCGCUUCAAGGCUUAAAUAGAAGCACGUUUCUUUUUUCUAGAAAUGCUUCUGAACUGAACUGUUUGUUCAUCAGUGAUUAUUUAGAGAAGCUGGAGUGUGGGCAAGGAAAGCAAUGCAGGAGACGGCCGGUAAGUGCAAUGAUGAAUGUUGGUAAAUUUUUUCCAAAUGUAACAAAAAUGAUUGCAUUUUUAAAAAAUGGCUCACCGGGGCAAUGCUAACGCACAGUGGGGUUCACCUCUGUGUACCGGUCACCAUCACCAAACCCUUCCCCUUGGAAGUAGGAACAUUUAGCCCUCUGGCAGAGCCGGCCAUAGGGAAUAAACAAACACAAUGAGUAGCGGGUUUUUCUUCCAGGAAACUGAUGGGGUCAUUUUUGAGGCGGGACCCCUACAAGGAAAGGAGCCGACCAGGGACAGGUGCGUAGAUCUGGGCUGACAACAGCUGCUCAUCUGAUCAAUCGUGCAACUUGGAGCAACUUAAUUGACUUUUGUGAUUCUUAAUUCCCCUCCCUAUAGUUCUUCUUGAUGUAUUAAGAAGGCAGACUUAGAGCUGGACUGCCUAGGUCUGGAUCUUAGUUUUUGCUGUGUGACUUGGGGCAAUUUAGGUACUUUCUUUGUGCCCCAGUUUUCUCAACUGUGAAGUGAGGAAAAUAACAGUACCCACCUCACAAUUGUAAGGAUGAAGCAAGAUAAUAUUUGUAAGGUGUUAGAGCAGGCUGGGUACAUAAUAGGUGCUAAUAAAGUAGGAGCUAUUAUUUAUCAGCAGCAGCAGCAAACUCUGUCCAUGUCAGUAUUAUCAGUUAGCUUAUAUUCCUUGACUUUUAACAUCGGCUUAAGCC